AUGCGACGCGCGCGCGCGAUCGACCACGCGAGACGCGCGCUCGGCGCGCUCGUGAACGCGCACGAGCGACGCGCGGUGCGCUCGCGUCACGUCUUCGCGGGGACGAACGGCGCGACGACACGAUGGAUGGAUGUCGUCGCGAAUCGCGCGAUCGCGAAUCGCGCGAUCGCGUCGGGCGGGCGAACGCGUUCGCGCGAGGCGCGAUGGACGUCCACGACGACGGAAACGCUCGUGUGCGUGCCGUCGAUGGGUGAUUCGAUCACGGAGGGAACGGUGAGCGCGGUGAUGAAAUCGGUGGGGGACGACGUCGCGACGGAUGAAGUCGUGGCGCAAAUCGAGACGGACAAGGUGACGGUGGACGUGCGGGCGCCGAGCGCGGGGAACGUCGCGAGGGUGGACGCGAAGACGGGUGAUACCGUGCGCGUGGGGCAGGUGGUCAUGGCGUUCGUCCCGGGUGCGGGAGGUAAUGGGAAGAAGACGGCGAGGGGAGGGUCGGCGAAGACGGCGGCGAGCGCGCCGAGCGCCGAGCCGGUGGGCGUGGAAGUGCCUUCGAUGGGCGACUCCAUCACCGAGGGAAGCGUCGCCGCGUUGCUCGUCAAGGCGGGGCAACGGGUCGCCAUGGAUGAAAUUAUCGCGCAGAUUGAAACGGAUAAGGUGACGAUCGACGUUCGCGCGUCGACGAGCGGGACGGUGACGGAGGUUUUGACCAAGGAGGGCGAGACGGUGUCCGUCGGUCAAAAGGUGGCGACGCUCGCGCCGGGGCCGGGACCGGAGGCGCGCGCCGAGACCAAGGCGGAGGUGAAGGCCGAAGCGCCCGCGGCGAAGGCGGCGAAGGGGCCCAAGGCUGUGGAGGCCCCGAAAGCGGCGGCGACGCCCGCACCCGCGCCCAAGGCGGCGGGAUCGCGAUCCGAGACGCGGGUGCCGAUGUCGCGUCUGCGCCUGCGCGUCGCCGAGCGCUUGAAGAGCUCUCAAAACACGUACGCUAUGCUCACGACGUUCAACGAGAUCGACAUGACGAACGUGAUGAACAUGCGCGCCGAAUACAAGGACUCGUUCUUAGAGAAGCACGGUGUCAAGUUGGGUUUCAUGAGCACGUUUGUCUCCGCCGCGGCCAAGGCGCUUCAGGAGGAGCCAUCCGUGAACGCCGUCAUCGACGGCGACGAAAUCGUGUACAGAAACUACGUUGAUAUAUCGGUCGCCGUGAGCGCGCCGAGAGGACUCGUGGUGCCGGUGCUGAGGAACUGCGAGAGCAUGACUUUUGCCGACGUCGAGGCCUCAAUCGCAACGUACGGCAAAAAGGCAAAGGACGGCACGCUCUCCAUUGACGAAAUGGCGGGCGGUACCUUUACCAUCUCCAACGGCGGCGUGUUCGGAUCCCUCACCGGGACGCCAAUCAUCAACCCUCCACAAAGUGCGAUUCUCGGCAUGCACUCCAUCGUGUGGAGACCGGUGUGCGUCGGUCCCGAGCGAACCAUCGCGGCGCGACCGAUGAUGAACGUUGCGCUGACGUACGACCACCGCCUCGUCGACGGCCGCGAAGCCGUGACAUUUUUGAAGUCCAUCAAGGAGUCGGUGGAAGACCCUCGUAGAAUGCUGCUCAAACUUUAG
Molecule: messenger RNA, 1608 nt
Organism: Ostreococcus tauri
Lineage: Eukaryota; Viridiplantae; Chlorophyta; Mamiellophyceae; Mamiellales; Bathycoccaceae
Product: Chloramphenicol acetyltransferase-like domain
Exons: 2
Coding region: 1-1608 (535 amino acids)
Biological process (GO): tricarboxylic acid cycle
Cellular component (GO): oxoglutarate dehydrogenase complex
Molecular function (GO): dihydrolipoyllysine-residue succinyltransferase activity
Source: RefSeq, a predicted model, not a curated record